UUUCUCAAAUUUAGAAUUGUAUGGAGAGAAGCGUAUUCAGUUGCUUCUAAAACAUCUAAAUUCUUGGUUAUUUGCACAGGUUAUUUAGUACUAGUUAGUUUAUUAAGAAGGGAUCUGUUGUUAAAGUAUCACGUAUUUGGAAAAUUACUUGUUUCUAUAUUGAAAUCUCAGUUUGAUUCAUCUUCAUCACUGUCGGCAGAAGUUCAAAGUGAUGCUUCAAUUUCAUGCUUGUUUUUCUUCUUUAUAGAAUUCUUAACAGUUUUGUGAUUGUUGAAUCCAUAUCUUCUAAGCCUCACAAGUUUAUUCGAGAGCAAUUCACUUGAUGAUAGUCUGCUAUUUAGAGUCACAUACUCAGCUAAGACUCUCUCAACCUUCUUCGAUACCUAUAGCAACAAAAUGUUAAAUUAUUGAAAUUUUUUAAAAGAACAGGUCGGACAAAUUCGAACGUAUUUAUAUUAUUGAAAAGUUCUGGACUGCAUCGCUUCAUUUACUAAGUAUACAUAUGUGAACUUACCAACUCGCUGUCAGCCUUAUUUCUAUCCUCAUCUAACACUCUGACAAAGUCUUGCUUGUCAUUAGGAGUUGUAUUGAACAUAUUUAGGUGAAACUCUGACUUUUCCUUAAUAACCUUCUUUACUACCUUAUUUUGUGAAAUAAGUAAGGCUUUGUGGGAUCUUUCUUUAAAGGAGCAUUCUUUAGCUCUAAAACUUGCAUAGGUCAGGUCUAAGCUGUUGAGGGUGCCUCAAACCGUCCUUUCACGAUGUACUCUGUGCUCUCAAUAGUGUCUAGAAUCAGCUACAUACAUUUCUUUUGAUUUCCUG
This is a messenger RNA of Moneuplotes crassus, 821 nucleotides long. The record is from the annotation of a GenBank genome assembly. NCBI's taxonomy places the organism in Eukaryota, Ciliophora, Spirotrichea, Euplotida, Euplotidae.